Molecule: messenger RNA, 732 nt
Organism: Rosa rugosa (rugosa rose)
Lineage: Eukaryota; Viridiplantae; Streptophyta; Magnoliopsida; Rosales; Rosaceae
Exons: 3
Coding region: 133-504 (123 amino acids)
Molecular function (GO): metal ion binding
Source: RefSeq, a predicted model, not a curated record
UUUCCUAUAUUAUCUCAUGCAUUGUUGCAUUUCACUAUCCACUUUCUUGCAUGUACUUGUCUAUUCGGCUAUUCCACCAUUCAGAUUCUGCAGCAACCAUAUUACAUCUCUCUCAAAUCUGAUCACAAGUUCAUGACGGACAAGUUCAGCUGCAUGCUCAUGAGAAUCAAUAUCGAUUGCAAUGGUUGUUACAGAAAAGUAAAGAGAGCCCUUCUUGAUAUGCGAGAACUGGAGACACAUUUGAUAGAGAAAAAGGAGUGCAGGGUGAGCGUGUAUGGUAGAUUCAUCCCACAAGACGUAGCAAUCAAGAUUAGGAAGAAGACUAAUCGCCGAGUUGAGAUACUCGACAUACAAGAACUUCAGGUCAGCAGUAACACCAAUGACAAUGAGCAAGAUCAACAUCAAGAGCAGCAGAGACCUUUGAUCAGUUCUAAUUGGAAUCUCAUAUCCAACAGCUGCAAUAACCAAUUCGAAACUCGUAUACACAACGAGAAACAUUAUUAAAAUCGUCUCGUUUCGAUGGGAGCUGCAAGAGCUAGAUGCAUCAUGCUUGUGUAACAUUCAUUUUCCUUGCGUUGAUUGUUUGGACUAGUAUGUAAAACUAACUGUUAUGUUACAUUUAAUACAAAAGGGGCACUGAAUCUUAUUGAGCAAAAUCUGGCUUCAAAGUCAAGCCGUGCACAUGUAAUGCUGUUUAUGUGCUACAAUAUAGUCCUGCAUACGUCUAUUCAA